AGGGGCUCCACACUACUUGUAAAAGAGCUGCUUGAUUGUUGUACUUCGAAAGCUUCACAUGUUAACAGGUGGUAUGAAAAAGCUUGGUAAGUGCUACGCAUUCAUGACUCAGUUUAAUUAGUCCAGAACCACCAAAUAUCAUCAGUUUCGUGUCAGUUUAUAAAUUACUUCAUCCGAACUACGUGAUGGAAAGGAUGAUGACUUAUUGUUCCUUUAGGUGAUGUUCAUAGCCUACUGUGACUUGCAUACCGAAGAUGUGAUAUUGACAGAAAGGAUCUUCAACGGGCAUUGCGCAUUAUUGCAGUUCCGUUGGCUCCAAAUCCAAUCGUCAGGUAAGAGUUACAUACAUAUAUCCUGGAAAAGUUGAGUGACGCUUAUAUCAUCACACAAAGCUCUCAUCACUCACGUAUCGCUCAGGUAUUUCCACUUCCACCUCAAUAGAGAAGGAACUGCUCAAUGGAGACUUGCGUGUUAAUACUUCAACUUCUUUUUUUCAUAUUACUUGAUUAAAUCUCAUGUAUAUAUACGUGCCAGUGUAUAUAAGAUUCACAAAGGAAUGUUAAACCUCCGUUAUAUUUCUUUGGGAAGACAAAAAGAAGGGAGUGGCUGUCAGGAAAUACCAAAGGUUGGCGUCAUAACUAAAUCAUUACCUCAACAUUAUAAGUAAAUAAGAGCACCUCCCACAUACCUUACUGAAGGAAAAGUUAUUUAAUAGUGAGGUAUCAUUAAAACAACAUGACACCUCAAAAAAAGUGAGGUCUUCAGGUGGCAGUGACGCGGUGUCAGGGUGUCGGAAUAAAAACAAAUUAUUACUCAAGCCUUCAAACAUUUCGAAUACAGAAAUACAGAAUGGCAUAUGCCGCAUAAUUUACUGUAGAAAAGGUUAUUCAAUAGUGAGAUAGCAUUACAGAACACCAAAAAGUGUGGCCUUCAGGUGGCGGUUGUCUGGCCCUCUAGCGGCGAGUGUCGGCGGCCACGUGUAGGAGGUAAACAUCAGCUGCUCCUGACAUCAUGACAUCCAAAGUGACAUUCAAGAUCACCCUCACCUCAGACCCCAAGCUGCCCUACAAAGUAUGAGACCUGAAUGAUCUUAAAGAAGAGCCAAGUGUCUUCUUGCCUGGAAAAUGAAGAGUGUUGUCAGACUAGUCCCACCAAGGUAACCAUCACACAGCUUGAGGGAGGCUGUGCUAAAAUAGCUCAUUUGUUCCUUGGGACUGUGUACAGCCUAGGGAAGGAAGGGCUUUCCUCUUGAUGAGAAACACCACUGAAGCCAUUGUAAUAAAGCACUCAUCGAGAGAGAUUACUCAGCAGUUCUCAAGUGUUCCCAGAGAUUCUAACUUUGACAAGAUUAAUCAUAGGAUACCAAGUUGUGAUGUGUGGCUUUCCUCUUGAUGAGAAACACCACUGAAGCCAUUGUAAUAAAGCACUCAUCGAGAGAGAUUACUCAGCAGUUCUCAAGUGUUCCCAGAGAUUCUAACUUUGACAAGAUUAAUCAUAGGAUACCAAGUUGUGAUGAAUACAAUGACACUUCCAGUACUUCUAGUGUGAAAGUACCUGCUUCCUCAGUACUUCUAGUCUGAGAGUACCUGCUUCCUCAGUAGUCUGAAGGUACCUGCUUCCUCAAUAUCACCAUGAUGUGUGCUUGUGAACACAAGCAGAUGUCUGGAGGCACCACAGAUUGUGCCUGUGAACACUGGCAAAGAGUGAUGAAUAACAUAAUGUAUUUUCUGUACACGGUAUUGCCUGGAGCAUCAAGUCGUGCCAAGUGGACCAGAGAGGGGGUGGACCGUGCUGUGGCUUGGGGGCUGCACUGUGAGAAGGCUGUGGCUCGCUUCAGGCACAGGGGCUCUCUGCGAACAGCCAUCACCAAGCUGGCCAGACGCAACCAGCAGAUAGGGAGUUUCCGGGACCUGGCAAGUGCUCGCCGCCUGUUGUUGGAACGCCUUCUGCAGAACCAGCUGCUGGAAGAAGGCAUGAGAGAGUAUGUGAAGCAGCUGUCCCAGGAUAUCCUGGGUGCAGAACAUGCCUCCCGUGUAGAAUUAGUAGCACAGCAGCAGCAGCAGCAUGCCUCAAGCCUUUUUAGGAUACUGACAAAAACACAGCACAAUGAUGUCACUGCAAGACUGAGAGCAAGACUCAUGCUGGAGGUAGCAAGCAGUAGUGAGUCAGGGCAGGUGGGAGAGUGCCUGUCCAAGAUAGUAUACUCCCCUGCCUCACUGCAAACCUCCCUGGAGGUGGCCUUGUUGGAGGGAGAGGAUCCUGUUGUGGAGGUGGGGUCAGCAGUGGCCAGAUGGGUAGAGGAAGUGGUGGCCUCCCCUCAACACAGGCUACAUAGGGGUGUCUUGAAGUGCCUCUAUUCUUUCCCUCCACACUUGCUGUCCAAGGCUCUGGCAAGACACCCACACCUCAUCAUGGCAGUCCUAAAGUCCCUCCACAGAGAAGCUCUUAACCUGCAGCCAAGUUAUCAUGAUGAAGGAUGUCAUUGGCUGCCCUGCAGACCCUCAGUCCUCAGCUGGGAGGAUCUGGUCAAGGUGUACAGUGUUGUUGCCAGCCACCAUAGCAUGGCUGGUCAGGUCCAGGAGGCUGUGGAAGGCUGGAGUAUGGUGGAAGGUGGAGCAGUGUGGGGAGAGGUGGUGAGGCAAGCCAAGGCCACUUGCAUGUCAGCCUCAUCCAACACUAGUGACUCUUAGACACAAGAAAAGGGGAUAACACAAUAGACCCUGGACUUCGUGGUGAUGAUUCCCUUGUACGUUAGUGAAUAGUGUGUGUCAGCACAUCAACUUUGAUUUUAACUGAAAGCUAUUCCCAGGUUCUUGUUUUAACAUAGGAUCAUUCAUGAGGAAGCUGACUGGGUGAAUAACAUUUAGUAGUGAAUGUGUGUUAAAGCGAAGCCUCAGGACUGAUGAGGUCCCCCUGUGAUAGAGGCUCACAUUUUGGCCACACAGAAAGAAUGCUACUGCUAUGUCUGGUGUGCUGCAUAAGGCAACUUAGGAUGAAGGACAGUCCCCCCCCUCCCCUCCCCUCCCCUCCCCCCCCCCUCUCUCUCUCUCUCUCUCUCUCUCUCUCUCUCUCUCUCUCUCUCUCUCUCUCUCUCUCUCUCUCUCUCUCUCUCUCUCUCUCUCUCUCUCUCUCUCUCUCUCUCUCUCUCUCUCUCUCUCUCUCUCUCUCUCUCUCUCUCUCUCUCUCUCUCUCUCUCUCUCUCUCUCUCUCUCUCAUGCCAUGCCCAUUUAUAGGGAUAGCAAUCUGGUGGAUAGAUAUAUAGGCAAUAAUUUUGGAUAAGUCAGAGGAACUUUUUAUGAAAUUUCUUAAUUUAUUUUAUAUAAUUGUAGAUGAUGGAAAACAUUCUGGCUAAAUCAUUUUGUAAAAAAAACUAUUCAAUUUAUAUUCACAUGCAAGUAUUUUUCAUACUUGACUCAUAUAAUUAGUCAGGCUAUCAAAGGUAUCAGUAUGACUAUUUCCUGACUGUGUCUGUGAAUCAAAGCAUUAUUUAGUAAAACUUCAAAUUUAUUCAGAUUCAGCAUGUAGUUGGCUUUCUUAGUUGUUAACUAGUCACAGUGUGUACAUAUCCCUGAUGACUUCCCCUUAUUGACUAGACACUGAAUAACACUUUUGUGGCUUUGGCAAUGGUUUUUUAAGAAACAUAACUUCAUUUUAAAUUAUUAUAAUAUAUAUUAGCUGUGUCAUUAUCUCCCGGUAAUAUGUUUGACAUUUGAAGUGUGUGGUACGGCAUAGUCAUGUUUACCUCAUGCAGUGGUGGUGCCAUCGGAGUGUGGUGAGAACUUUACUUAUCUUUUCUAACAAAACACAGAAAUAUUCAUACUAAGAAAUAGAUUGCCAUUUCACAGUCAUUUCCUUUUAAUUGAUAUUCCCAUCCAUACUUAAUCAUUCAACCUGGUUUGUGCUUUAUCACCUUGAUUUUAUCACAGACAUUUUAUGAAUACAUGAAAGAAAUUUUUAUCAACAUGCCCUCUCAUGAGUUAUAUUGUGUUAGUAUUUAAAACAUUUUAUAUUGCCUAGCAUAAGGACUCAAAUGUACACUAGUUUUAAACCUAUGAUUUUCUGAAUAAAGAAAUUAAUACCUUUAUAUAAA
Messenger RNA from Scylla paramamosain (green mud crab), 4090 nucleotides. It is a transcript of the gene Ufm1, whose product is annotated as ubiquitin-fold modifier 1. The record is from RefSeq and is a predicted model, not a curated record. Bases 1632 to 2690 code for a protein of 352 amino acids. The transcript is spliced from 3 exons. Gene Ontology annotation, cellular component: cytoplasm; nucleus; Fanconi anaemia nuclear complex. Gene Ontology annotation, biological process: protein K69-linked ufmylation; interstrand cross-link repair. NCBI's taxonomy places the organism in Eukaryota, Metazoa, Arthropoda, Malacostraca, Decapoda, Portunidae.